Molecule: messenger RNA, 1422 nt
Organism: Acanthosepion pharaonis
Lineage: Eukaryota; Metazoa; Mollusca; Cephalopoda; Sepiida; Sepiidae
Source: the annotation of a GenBank genome assembly
AUGGGUGACGACCAGAAUUCUACCAAAAAGAUCUUGCAACCUCAUUUAUCUAAGCAGGAUGUAGACACACUUAAUGUGAAGACAUUAACACCUCUUUUACAUGAGGUUAUCAGUCGACAAGCAACUAUAAAUAUUGGUACCAUUGGUCAUGUAGCCCAUGGAAAAUCAACAGCUGUAAAGGCUAUAUCAGGUGUUCAGACUGUUCGUUUCAAAAAUGAACUUGAAAGAAAUAUUACUAUCAAACUUGGAUAUGCUAAUGCUAAGAUCUACAAAUGUGAUUCUGAAGCCUGUCCACGUCCUGGUAAUUACCGAUCUUGUGGUAGUGCCAAAGAAGAUGUAUUUCCUUGUGACCGUGCAGGAUGCACUGGAAAAUUCAGAUUAUUAAGGCAUGUGUCUUUUGUGGAUUGUCCUGGUCACGACAUUCUUAUGGCCACUAUGUUGAACGGUGCCGCUGUCAUGGAUGCCGCUCUCCUCCUGAUUGCUGGCAAUGAACCUUGUCCACAGCCCCAAACCUCAGAACAUUUGGCAGCCAUAGAAAUAAUGAAAUUAAAACACAUAAUUAUAUUGCAAAAUAAAAUAGAUCUGGUCAAGGAAAGUCAGGCAAAAGAGCAAUACGAGCAAAUAUUAGCUUUUGUCAAAGGUACGAUAGCUGAAGGUGCUCCCAUUAUCCCUGUGUCAGCACAGCUGAAAUACAAUAUUGAUGUAGUUUGUGAAUAUAUACAUAAGAAAAUUCCAGUACCUAUCAGGGAUUUUAUAUCAGAACCAAGACUCAUUGUGAUCCGGUCUUUUGAUGUGAACAAGCCAGGCUGUGAAGUGAAUGAAGUCAAAGGUGGUGUGGCUGGUGGCAGUAUCUUAAAAGGAGUUCUGAAGGUUGGGCAGGAAAUAGAAGUACGACCUGGAAUUGUAAGUAAAGAGGAAGAUGGACAAUUGUCUUGUAAACCAAUCCUAUCUAGGAUCCUAUCUCUCUUUGCUGAACAGAACGAUUUACAAUAUGCUGUCCCUGGAGGAUUGAUUGGUGUUGGUACAAAGAUGGACCCUACGUUAUGCCGUGCUGACCGAAUGGUUGGUCAUGUACUGGGAGCUGUUAAGAUCCUCCCAGAAAUUUACACAGAAUUGGAAAUUUCCUAUUUCUUGUUGAGAAGAUUGUUAGGAGUGAAGACAGAAGGAGACAAAAAGGGAGCCAAAGUACAGAAACUUGCCAAGAAUGAGACAUUGAUGGUCAACAUUGGUUCCUUGUCCACUGGUGGCCGUGUUCUGGCAGUGAAGGCUGAUUUGGCCAAAAUUGUAUUGACUUCUCCAGUUUGCACUGAAAUUGGUGAGAAGAUUGCACUCAGCCGAAGAGUUGAGAAACAUUGGCGGUUGAUUGGGUGGGGUCAGAUUCGUCGUGGUCUGACUGUUAAACCUUUGGGUCCUGAUGAAUAA